CAAUAUUGGAAUUUCCUAUUUCCUGUGGAUUUGGGAAUCCUCCACCUUUGCUGUCUGGGAAAUCCUCAGUGGUGGAUUUCCAGGAGCCUGAUUUGGUUAACCCUGGUGUUAACACCAAAGUUCUGGCCUUUGUUCCCUAGCUCUGGGUCAGAGCUCAUGUCUAUGAAUUACUCAGGCUUCUGUCUCUUGAAAAGGGUUUACAAAAUCUGGCUCUUACUUUUCUGUACCAAGUUCUAUCAUUUCUUGCAGGAUCAAGAGCUAUAUGCGUGGAUAGUGACAUCCACAUGUUUGUGGAGCUGCAGCAACAACAGGGGCUGUUCCCUGGUGGGGGUGGCCAAAUGGGAGCUGAGACACUCAGAUCCCAUCAGUGCUGCUGCCUGUUGGGAGUGAGCAUUUUGUGCCAGUGAAGGAGCAAUUGGAGUCGGAGAAAUGACCAGCAACAGUCAGAGGGUAGCUCGGGCUGGAAAGGGCCUCAGGAAGCCUUUUCUCCAAGGUGCUGCUCAUAGCAGGGUUGUCUGUGAGAUCAGAGGAAGUUCUGUUGGGUCUGGAAACCAUGCAGCCUCUCAGGUCAGUUGGUUGCAGUGCUGGAUUGAAGGAAUGAGGAAGCUCCUCAGGCCAGUAAGUCUUUCUGUGUCUCUGCUUGUGCGUGUGCUAAUGUCUAAAGCCACAGAGGAGGUCACAGUGUUAUGGCAACAGUGGAUUUCCAGUUUGCGGACUGAAGAUUCGUCUUCCAACUAUAUCAGGCAACUUGAAACAAAAGUGAAACUGCUGGAGGAUGACAACAAGCUUCUUUCCCAGCAGUCCAGCACGGGCGACCUGAGGACUCUGAGGAAAGGAUUGUCCCCGUACCACUCUGAGUCACAGCUCUCGUCACUGCCACAGUACCAAGACGCCCUGCAAAACGGACCAGCUCGCAUGACAUCUGAUCUUGCAUCUUCUCCUGCAGCGGGUUAUGUCCCUGUGGGUCAGAAGCCAGAGGCUGUGGUGCAUGCUAUGAAGGUCCUUGAGGUCCAUGAAAAUUUGGACAGGCAAAUGCAAGACAACUAUGAAGAAGACCUAAGUGAAAAGGAGAAGGCGAUUGUUCGUGAAAUGUGCAAUGUUGUCUGGCGAAAGCUGGGUGAUGCUGCGAGCUCCAAACCCUCCAUCAGGCAACAUCUGUCAGGAAACCAGUUCAAGGGCCCCUUGUAGGAACACAUUCCUGGCAACUGGAAGUGAUGGAUUCUGUGAAGACUGAAGAGGCAGAGCUCAGUAUUUCUGGCUGCCUGUUCUUUGGGAGUUGGGGUUGAGUUUUUUCAGGAUUUCCUUUUUUCUUUUCUUUUUUUUUUUUUAAACUUUUUUUUUGUAACAAUAGUGUAAAUAUGGCAGCUAAAGGCCUGAUUUCCAGGCUGUGGUGCUCUGGAGCUACUGUUCACUGGGUAACCAUCCAAAAAUACCAGACUUGCAUCAUUUUUAUUGUAGUUCAAACCUGCUUUGUUGUAAUGGUCUGUUUGUAGAAUUAACUAACUCAAGAGAAUUUCUAAGAGGAACAAGAAGAACCCUUAACCUGCGAAGAAUUCACCGUUUGUAUUGCUCCUGUCCACCUGCUUCUCAGUGAUUCAUAGCUGGGUUAGUAGCUCCAGGCAGCCAAGGAAAAUACAAUUCAAAUUCAUUGGCUCACUGCCUGCCAAGUUUAUGAGCUGCUAACACUUUUUUGGAGGUCCUUAUUUUGAAGAAUGACAUGCAACUGUUUUCACAAGGCUCUGUGUAAAAUACUGAGUGGCAAGCUAAAAACACUUGUACUGCCCUACUUUGUAUGGUGGUACUCAUCACACAAGUGUACAUAAAGGCUUAAGACUCUGUAUCAGGUGUUAAUGAACAAUUUUUCGUGAUCAAAUGACACAAGAUUUCUGCAGUCGUAAUGUGAUUGAAGUCACUUAGCCACACAACGUUAUUCCCUACAAAAUGGCAACACUUUUCUUGUAAAGUUUUCACUAUGAAAUAAUUCAGCAGAAACUACUAUCCUGACAGCGCUUAUGGCUUUCACAGGAUCCUCAAAAGCAGCUCAUCUUUCACAUAAGGAAGAUUUGGGUGGGUUUUUUUAGUGUUCUUGCUGGACUCCUCACCUAUAUUGGUUCCUGUGUAAGGUAACCAAACAACAACCUCACAGAGCUGAAUAAAAACUUCAUAAACAUGGGCUGUCAGGUGAGACUACUUCCUGCCAUUCGAGCUUUAUUUUUGUUAAUGAACCAAAACAAGUGGGUUUUUCCUUCUUCAAAUGGUUGUAUAUAAAACAGUGGGACUUACAUUUUGCUAUUGUGGAGUAGCUGCCUGUGUAGUUGUAAGAAUUUGACUCCCUCCUUUUCCAAGUUGUCACAGCAGCUGUCCCUGUAUUUCGUUAGAUGUUCUUUCCCAAUAGUCCAAGGAGGUGGGGCUUUGUUAUUAGAACUCAUUGGUGUAAAAUAAUUUUAAAGACAGGCAUGUGAAAAGAUCAAAGCCUCCUCUUCAAAAGUUGCAUCGAUUUUAGUGAUUAGUUGGAGGAUGUAAUGACCUCAAACACUUUCUUUUUGUUCUCUACAAGAACCAGUCACAGCUACAGACAGCUGUAUUAGCUGGACAGGUUCUUCCUCUAAAUUAAUUUGUUCUACCAGUUGAGUUCUUGACUUGUGGUAUUGUAUUACAUGGAGCACCAAUAAAAUACUAAGGAACCCA
Molecule: messenger RNA, 2688 nt
Organism: Cyanistes caeruleus (blue tit)
Lineage: Eukaryota; Metazoa; Chordata; Aves; Passeriformes; Paridae
Source: RefSeq, a predicted model, not a curated record